AUGAUGAUUAGUGUAAAAACCUAUUAUCCCGCCAGAGUGCCAUGUAUUGGAGUCGGGAUUUUGACUCCGGCGAGAUUCGCGUGGUCAGUCGCGAUUCUUCCGACAGAUUUUCGAGGAAAAAAAAAUGCCGAUCGAGCAGAUGGUGGGUGCCCAGCAGGAGAAGACGAUUGUUCGAUCCCAGGUGGAGGAAGUGCCGACAGCGGCGAGAGGCAGGGACUGACGGCGGCUGGAGGCAUGGACGAACCGGCUGUGGAUGGCGAUUGGCGUGGGACCGGUGACCGGCGACAUCGGCGGAGUCCGGCGGUUGCGACUAAGACACAGCCUGUGUGUAGUUCUAAACGAAGCUCUCUGCCUUCGACGACAAAGUCCGAGCUUCAGCAGAAGAAAUGGGAGAAAACGAGAAUGCUGGUCGAGGCCCGGCUAGAGGGUCUCAAACCUAAGGAAGACAAUUGUGGAGACUUAUCCAAUUUCAAUCUCGCGAGAAGCACUAACAAAAAAUCACCUGAAGAAAUGGUGAAAAUUGAUGAGCAUGUCAUAAGUUACGAACCACCCAUGGAGAAUGCAAAAGGAGGCGAUGAUGGCAAUGGCGGUAAUGUCUUGAUCUCUGCCUUGGAAAGAGCACAGCAAAUUCAAGCUAAUCUGCCGUCCAAGUUCCCUAGUUUUGUAAAGCAUAUGAGCAAAUCCCAUGUCGUACGCGGAUUCUGGUUGGGUCUACCAAGUAAACUCUGUGUUGAUCAUCUGCCAGAGCAUGAUUCAACAGUAAUUUUGGUGGCUGCAAAUGAGCAUGAUUCAACAGUAAAUUCGGUGGGUAAAAGUAAAGAACAUAGUACAAAGUAUUUGGCGGGUAAACAAGGGCUGAGUGCUGGAUGGAGAGGUUUUUCAAUUGAACACAAGUUGGUUGAGGGGGAUGCAUUGGUGUUUCAGCUGAUCAAAUCAUGCAAGUUUAAGGUACACAUAGUAAGGGACGGCACAUCUAAGGAAGAAAAUGCAGCUAGGAGCCUUCUUAACCUUCACGCGGAGGCAGAGCCAAUCAAGACAGUGAAAAUGAAAAAACAGCGGCGACCCGAGCAACCGCCAGUUGCAAAAAAAGCACGGAAAAAGCAUCUGGAAGAACCUGUAGUGUUAAAUCACAAUCGAAACAAAUGCUUUAGAAAAUCAGCAUCCAUCACCGAACCAGCUUCCGAUCAAUCUGGCAACAGCACCAAAAAUCUCGACGGCAUAAAACUCAAUUUCGAGGACGUAACAGGCUUUGAAGAUUUCGAAAUCGAAUACAACGGCCUAAUCCUCGACUCCCAUAUUCCAGGCCACCUCAGGGAAUGUUACUACAAACUCUGCCUCAGUAAAAAAUGUUUCCUCCACCAAAAUCUCGAUAAGGACCACAACAUAAAUCUGGUGGUAGGGCUGAUAAAUGAGACGGUCAAAAUUGCCAACGCCAUGCGAUUAGCCAGGCUCGGCACAGCCCUUGAUGAUCUGAAGAAGUGGGAUAAAACCCUGAAGGCCUUUGGGGAUAUGGGCAUGAUGGUGGGCUUUUUACGGGCCCGUAUACAGAAGCUGCUGAAUGUUUAUCAUGAGUCUCAGGCGGCGGGUUUUGAGAUGAAGAGAAAUGAGCUAAAGAAGGCGAAAGAUGAGCUGAGCAACCUCAGGAAGAGGAUCUCAGAGGGCGAGAGGCUGAUUGAGAAACUUGAUAGGGAGAUUGAUUAUUUUGAGGCUAAUAGAGGUGGUGAUGAUGAUCUCGAGGUUGAGUUCACCGAGAUAGCUGGCGCUCCGUGGUGA
This is a messenger RNA of Striga hermonthica, 1773 nucleotides long. The record is from the annotation of a GenBank genome assembly. Lineage: Eukaryota; Viridiplantae; Streptophyta; Magnoliopsida; Lamiales; Orobanchaceae.